Strongylocentrotus purpuratus (purple sea urchin) is the source of this 3240-nucleotide messenger RNA. RefSeq lists its product as uncharacterized. Lineage: Eukaryota; Metazoa; Echinodermata; Echinoidea; Camarodonta; Strongylocentrotidae. The transcript has 10 exons. The record is from RefSeq and is a predicted model, not a curated record. Bases 109 to 2607 code for a protein of 832 amino acids.
UUUUGCCUUUACUUGGCGUUCUUCGAAAAGGACUUGAAACGUUGAACUAUCUCGAUUUCGACUGGUGCGAUCGACCUUAUAUUAGGCCAGCUGUUAAACGAUCCAACAAUGAGGUCGUUUGCUUUUUUCGCAAUCUCAAUACUUGUUGCCAUGGCUUCAGGGUAUGACGAGCCAUUCCAGCCAUUCCAGAACCCGGGAGAGAUCUUUCCUGGUUUGACCAUCAAAUUCAUGAUCAACGCUGCUGGUGGUAUCUUGCAGCAGGAUCGUGUCAUUGAUUCAAUGGCCUAUGCUUGCAGAGGUGUCCUACCGGUAGUCGGUUCGGCGGUACCGGAAGUGGACCAGUCAAGUCUGUAUUGGGGUUUCGUCUGUGAUAAAGUCAUCGAAGCGUCUGAAGAUCUGGAUGCCUUUGACGCAACGGGAUUCUGUAAUGACAUAAUUACUGUGGUCAAUGGCAUUAUAUCUCAGGACAGUGGCGGAAGAUAUCGCAGACAAGCAGAAAAUAUGGAUGAUCCGCUGGGUAUCAUUGAAAUCCUGACCAAAAUCACCAAAGACCUCUAUGGAAUCGACAUCAAAAUGAUCAUCGAUGACCUAUCUACAAUCAACACCAUCUGCACCAACGUCAAGGAGAAUUUCUUGAGGCCAUCUCUUCAAGAUCUCCUCUCUGAGCUCGGGGAGGAACUGAUGAGUGCCCUUCUACCCCAGGCAGCCCCGAUCUGUCAAGACUGGCAAGGCUUCCUUGCAGAUGAAGGCAUCGAUUCCUCGUCGCCUUACUACAACAUUAUCCAAGAGGGCGCUCGUAUCGGAUCUCAGGCGGUCGGAUAUGACGACAGAGAGGAUCUUUGUCGAAAUCUUGAGCAAGCACUAUCGGUGCAAGGAGAUAACAACGCCGCAAGGAGAACGUUCUCCAUGGACAUCAUCUCCGAAAUCUUCGCUACCGUGGAGGAGGCUGACAAAUGUACUCCAUUGGCUAAUGACGUCAUUCACCAGGUCAUCGAGCCCCUCAUACGUAUGGACAUACACGCCUUUGUGAUUUCGGAGGAUGAGAUUUUUGCUUAUACCGGUAUUGAUGGUGGAGUGACAGCUGUCUGCACAGCAAUGGAGAACGCUGUCUCGUAUGAAAUAGACCUCCCAGACCCUGUUCCAGUUCACCUCAUCUAUGGGACCACAUUGACCGUUGAGUUCUUCCUGAGUGCUGCUGGUGGCAUCUGGCAACAAGACCGACUCAUCGACUCCCUUGCCUUUGUAUGCACAGACGUCUUACCUGAGCUCGAAUCGAUGGUACCCGAGUUUAAGUCUUAUGUUCAAGAUUCCUGGGAUUAUAAGCCAGUCUGCGGGAGGAUCCGCGAAGCAGCUAGUAACUUGGAGGCAUUUGACGCGACGGAAUUCUGUAAAGACGUAACCAAGAUGAUCGACGACUUGAUCUACGGCCCGGGAACUGGUGAAAGGGUUCGCAGACAGGAAGACCCAUACAUGUAUAUCCUAGAUAUCAUUGCGAAUAUCACCAAAGACCUCUACAACAUCGACAUCAAUGAUCCGUCUACCAUCUGUCCAAACAUCGCCCAGUUCCUGGACAGGUCCAUACCUGAUAUCAUAUCGGAAUUUGGUGCUAAGCUGUUGGUUGUCGAUCUACACGAGACAGCUCUACUCUGUGAAGAUUGGGACCAGACACUCGAGUCGUUUGGGAUAGAUUCUACUUCGCAAUGGUACCACGUUGUGCAGAAUGCUGCUCGUAUUGCAUCCCAGGCUGUAGGAUAUGACAGCAGACGAGCGCUCUGCCAAGAAAUCGACAGGGUACUAGCCAUAACAGGAGAUGAUAACGAAGAGCGUCAGACUUUUGCCAGGAAUAUCAUCGAAAGCAGUUUUGAGAUUUUUACAAACAACGACAGGUGUUCAAUGUACUUCAAUGACGCCAUCGAUGACAUCAUCGAACCAAUCUUUGAGAUUGAAAACCUUCAGAUUAAAAUCAGCAAUUAUACCAUUUAUCGUUACACCGGAUACAUGGGCGUGGAAGGGGUCUGCGAGGCACUGGAGACAGAUUUUACGAAGCUUUCUACUAGCACUGUAACGAUGACGCUUACGGGCGAGAGUCUAAACGGAGAGAUUCUUGUGUUCACUGAUGAUCUGAAGAACCAGGCUUCUCCUCGCUUCAAGGAGCUUGAAACGUUGUACUGUGGAGUGAUUGGGAAUCAACUUAGGCGGGAGUUAGGAUCGGACCUUCGAGGUAUGGACUGUGAAGCCACGUCUUUCAGCCCUGGCAGCAUUAUCGCUGAGUUGGAGAUUGAGAUUCAUGCCUACACUCAAGAUGUUGCUGAUUCUCUGGCCGAGGAUGCGGCCGACCUGUCUACCAGCGGCACUCUCAUCCUCUCCUCCGAAGGUGAUACCUUGACAGUGUCCUCACUUCAAGGUUCAGGAUCAGGUGGUGGCUUGGCCAAGGGAGCCAUCAUAGGCAUGGCCGUAGCUGCGGUCAUCGUGGUCAUGCUGGUCGUCUUCAUCGCCAUCGCCGUCGUCGUGCACUCGAGGGGAAAAGGCACAAGGGAUACUGAGCAAGGAGUAGGAAUGCAGAACCCGGGUUUCUCCCCCAAUGAUGAGCACCGAUAUAAGAUAUAACUGUCUUGGAGUGAUCUUGGCUGCAGCACAACACCCCUGGGGUCCGUUUUUAUAAAACUUGUUAUCAAUAACAACUGCUAAAUUUCUAUGACAAAUUUGCUCUCAGCCAAUUAGAUGCCAUGUUUUCAGUUGCUUUUAACAGUAGCUUGUAACUUGUUAUUGAUAACAAGUUUUAUGAAACUGGGCCCUGAAAGAAAUUCAUGGAUGGAUCGUAAUACGCACAAUUGCACCCUCAAGGGCUUUCACCAUUGAAUGUUAAUUCAAAGCUCUUCAUUUAUUUGGCUGAACAUAAUGGUACGUUCUGCAUAACGUAAAAUAUAUUACUCAGAUUACACGUUUAUUCAGUUUGCGUUUGAACUCAGAUAAUGCUUUUAUUUUAUUUGAGAGGCCUUUGAUAUGAACUGGAAUUAUAAUUCGCUGAAAUGAAAUUUAAAAUACAUCAUUAACAAAAUUAUUGAUUUGCAUUUUUUUUAAAGUUAAUAAAAACACAUACAAACGCAUUUUCCAUGUUUAUUAAUGGUGUCGUGGUAUAGUGGAUACAUGACCACUGUCCGGACUGUGAAUCGCAUGGUCCGUGGUUUAUUCCCGCCGCGGCACUUGUGCUUUUUGCCACUCUCAAUCCAGGUGAAGUAA